Messenger RNA from Scatophagus argus, 4350 nucleotides. RefSeq names its product transient receptor potential cation channel, subfamily V, member 4 (gene trpv4). Lineage: Eukaryota; Metazoa; Chordata; Actinopteri; Scatophagidae. The record is from RefSeq and is a predicted model, not a curated record. The transcript is spliced from 17 exons. Bases 330 to 2951 code for a protein of 873 amino acids. Gene Ontology annotation, cellular component: cilium; membrane. Gene Ontology annotation, molecular function: calcium channel activity; protein binding. Gene Ontology annotation, biological process: calcium ion import across plasma membrane; osmosensory signaling pathway; actin filament organization.
GGCCACUUUGUCCCACCCAAAAUCUGCUCAAAGCAUCCGUUGUUCUGAUAGACUUUACCGGCGGUCGGACUCCUGAAUCACUGAUACUGUAACUAAGUUGGUUCAAACACUUUGUGCCGUGUGGCAGAAGUCAGAAGCGCCCAACAGUCGAGGAAAAAUGUAAAUUUGGACGCUUUCAAACUGUGGAGAAGAGCCGCGGAAUAAAACUGGUUUAUUUUUCAAAAAGCACAAAAUAAGAUCAACAGAUUAUAUAAAGGACACCCACAUGCUUCGGCAUCAUUUCCAGCUUCCCCUGAAGAGGAAUUUGGCGUAUCUUUGUGAUAAAAGGGAUGAAUGAGGGCCGCUCUGCUCUCCUCAAAAGGGGCCACAUUGCCUUGUCCAAGGCCAACACCCUCGGCUCCGUUGCUGCCAGAGCUGCUGUCUCUGUGGAUUCAGGCGAUGGAAGUGCCGCUCAGCCUGAGAGCGAUGCGGCGUUCCCCCUGUCUGAGCUCUCAGACCUGUUUGAGAGCGAGGACGCCUCUGCGUCUACUCAGGACACGAGUCAGGGUUCAGCCCUGGAGCUGGUUCAACCCGGUCAGCCCGCGGACGGCAGACAGAACCUCCGGAUGAAGUUUCAGGGUGCUUUCAAGAAGGGCAUUUCCAACCCUAUGGAUCUGCUGGAAUCUACCAUUUAUGAAUCAAAUGUGGUCCCAGGCCCCAAGAAAGCACCCAUGGACUCGCUCUUUGACUAUGGCACCUACAGGAACACUAGCAACCAGAAGCGACGCAGGAAGAAGCUCCCGAGAGGUAAAGCCGAGACGUCCUGCGAUGAUGAUCAAAGCUCAGAUCCACCCAAAGUAAUGAAAAUAUUCAACCGCACUCUCCUGUUUGACUGCGUAUCACGUGCAGACGCCGGGGCCCUCGAGGGCCUCUUGGAGUACCUGCAAAGCCAUGAAAAGAGAUUAACUGAUGAGGAGUUUAGAGAGCCGACCACGGGUAAAACAUGUCUGCCUAAAGCCCUGCUGAACCUUUACAGUGGACAGAAUGUCACCAUCCCACUGCUGGUGGACAUAGCAGAGAAGACCGGAAACCUCAGAGAGUUCAUAAACACGCCCUUCAGGGACGUCUACUACAGAGGCCAGACGGCGCUCCACAUCGCUAUAGAACGACGCAGUAAGCAGUAUGUGAAGCUGCUGGUGGAGAAAGGGGCUGAUGUUCACGCCCAGGCGAGGGGACGUUUCUUCCAGCCCAGAGACGAGGGGGGCUACUUCUACUUCGGUGAGCUCCCUCUCUCACUGGCCGCAUGCACUAAUCAGCCUGACAUUGUGCACUACCUGACUGAGAAUCCACACAAGAAGGCCGACCUGCGGCGCCAGGAUUCACGUGGAAACACGGUGCUGCAUGCCCUAGUGCACAUUGCGGACAACACCAAGGACAACACACGUUUCCUCACAAAGAUGUAUGACCUGCUGCUAAUCAAGAGUGCCAAACUUUAUCCAGACUGCAACCUGGAGACGGUGCUCAACAAUGACAGCAUGUCACCUCUCAUGAUGGCUGCCAAGCUGGGCAAAAUAGGGGUGUUUCAGCACAUUAUCCGACGUGAGGUCAAAGAUGACGAAGUUCGUCAUCUGUCACGUAAGUUUAAGGACUGGGCUUAUGGGCCAGUGUACUCCUCCCUCUACGAUCUGUCUUCACUGGAUACAUGUGGAGAAGAACCGUCUGUGCUGGAAAUCCUCGUCUACAACAGUCGCACUGAGAACCGUCACGAGAUGCUGGCAGUGGAGCCCAUCAAUGAGCUGCUGAGGGCCAAAUGGCAGAAGUUUGCUGCUGUAACCUUUUACAUCAGUGUGGUUUCCUACCUCAUCACCAUGAUCAUCUUCACCCUUGUGGCUUAUUACCACCCAACACAGGGAACGCCACCAUAUCCCUACACAACUUCCUCCGACUACCUGCGCAUGGCGGGAGAGAUUGUCACCUUGGCAUCAGGAAUUUUCUUCUUCCUCACCAAUAUUAAGGACCUCUUCUUGAAGAAGUGCCCUGGGGUGAAGUCUUUAUUUAUUGAUGGAUCCUUUCAACUGCUGUACUUCAUCUACUCUGUACUGAUUGUAGUCACCGCUGCUCUCUACCUGUCUGGCAUUAAGGCUUAUGUGUCUGUGAUGGUGUUUGCACUUGUUCUGGGCUGGAUGAACACUCUUUACUUCACCAGAGGCCUGAAGCUCACUGGCACUUACAGCAUUAUGAUACAGAAGAUUCUUUUCAAAGACCUUUUCAGGUUUCUGCUGGUGUAUGUGCUCUUCAUGAUUGGAUAUGCGUCAGCCCUGGUGUCCCUGCUGACAGUGUGUCCUCCACCGGGCACAGUGUGUGAUGGGGACUGCCCCACCUACCCCAAUUGCAGGGACCCAGAAACUUUCAGUACUUUCCUACUGGACCUCUUUAAGCUGACCAUUGGGAUGGGAGAAUUGGACAUGAUCCACAGUGCACAGUACCCUGCAGUCUUCCUCAUUUUGUUGGUUACCUACAUCAUCCUCACCUUUGUGCUGCUGCUUAACAUGUUGAUCGCUUUGAUGGGGGAGACGGUGGGGGAGGUAUCCAAGGAGAGCAAGAAGAUCUGGAAGCUUCAGUGGGCAACGACUAUCUUGGACAUCGAACGCUCUUUCCCAGUUUGCCUUCGCAAGUCUUUUCGAGCUGGGGAAAUGGUGACUGUGGGGAAGAACUGGGACGGCACACCUGACCGACGCUGGUGCUUCAGGGUGGAUGAGGUGAACUGGUGCCACUGGAACCAGAAUCUUGCGAUAAUCAAUGAGGAUCCAGGCAAGAAUGAGACCUUCCAAGCCAAUGGGUUGCAGCAGAGCGUCAGAGCCUUGCGGAGAGACCGCUGGUCCACAGUAGUCCCGCGGGUGGUGGAGUUAAGUAAGAGUCCGCGGCCUCGUGAUCUGGUGUUAGAGAUGGAGCCACUGACGUCCAGACAUUGACGUCUGCGGCUUACUAGUGCGGACGCUCUUAUAAGAAGACAGCAGAGAGCCAUCAGCAUCAGUGAGAUCGCUCUGCAGGGGACAAUUUGACCAAUAAGUGUACUAAUUUCCACAGAUCUCAUGUGCCUCCUGUUUGGAGGAAGCUUAGUAAAUAUUACAUUAAGACAGUCAGUGUAAUAGGACAAAGAGGACUAAGCGUGCACUAGAUGCAAUGUCUUAAAGAAUCACUGAUCUCAAAACACUAAUAGAGUUAAAAACACCAAACACUAGCCCUGAGAUAAAACAUUAAUGACACGGUGAGCUGUAGUUUUUUAAAUUUGUUUGUUACUUGUCACAUAAGAACAGGGGGCUUAUUAUGAAAAUGUGCUGUGCCUCUGCUUUUCAGACAUCUGCUUUUCAGACAUGGCUGAUCACUCAGGGAUUUAAGAGAGUCAAGAUAUUUUAGCAUUUUCAGUCUCAUUAUCAUGUUACGUAAACACAGAAUCUAAUUGUUAGCAGAAGCAUAAUUACUGUAUUAUUGCAUUAGCCGUGUAAACAAAACCUCUGGUAGAAAUGCCAUCUACAGAUAUAAUCACAAUGGGAGAUAUUUGUUGAAGAGAAUGUUACAAUAAAUAUUCAUAGACUUAUAGAAUAGAAUCAGCUUUUAUUUGCUUGCUUUAUAUUUAAGAGGUUCAUAUAUGAUGUAUUAUAAAGAUUAUAUUGUAUAUGCUAAUUUGAUUUUUUAUUGUUCAGGCUAUAAUUUGAGUAUAGAAACAUUUCUUUUAGAAAGUAUAUUGUCUCACCAUUUUCUAUGCUGUAUGAAUCAAAUACUUUCAACACUAUGAAAGUCUCAGGCUUGGACUGCAAGCUCAGGCAGGACAGCUUUCAUUUGAACUGAAACAAUGUGCUAUGACAAUUUCUGAUUUGUGCAUUAUUAUAUGAACACAAAGACAUUGUUCUGAACAAGAUGGGCAUGAUGAGCAGGUUAUAGUUGUCAAGCAAAUAUGCAAAUGCGAGACAAUAGCCUUCCAUGUUAUGGUUUGUCUUUGAAUUUCCAGAGUUAUUGUUCCUUUGCAGCUGGGGUAUUUGCAUAAUCAACUCUCAGGCCUUGCCAUUAUGUUCUUCCCCCUAUUUGCUGCAGUUUUUCAUUGCAAUUGGCUCCUUGCCCUAUAUAGCAUCUUGUUUAUGCACAACUACUGUAUGCAUGCAUGUAUUUGUGUUAUUGUACUUUAUGACAGGGUUUGAUUAAGAGCAGAUAGACCCUGCAAUUCAUUCUCCUUAAUUCAUUGCAGUUGAAGGUCACAGGUCAUUGUUCAUUAUGUUUACAUUGCUUUUAUAAAGAGACACUUCUAUGCAUUUUUAUAUUGAUUGUACCAUGCUGCACAGAACAAUAAACACUGAAUUUAUUUUAUAAACCCAA